Messenger RNA from Xiphias gladius (swordfish), 2600 nucleotides. Its product is annotated as probable ATP-dependent RNA helicase DDX17. Gene Ontology annotation, cellular component: ribonucleoprotein complex; cytoplasm; nucleus. The transcript has 13 exons. Bases 394 to 2337 code for a protein of 647 amino acids. Gene Ontology annotation, molecular function: RNA helicase activity; RNA binding; ATP binding. NCBI's taxonomy places the organism in Eukaryota, Metazoa, Chordata, Actinopteri, Istiophoriformes, Xiphiidae. Gene Ontology annotation, biological process: alternative mRNA splicing, via spliceosome. The record is from RefSeq and is a predicted model, not a curated record.
UUCCUCAGCAGGGUACCAGUCACAGUAGCUUCCGCUCGGAGGCUGAGCGCAAAGCUAACAACAACAACAUAGCGGUGCAUCUUGCAUCGCCUUGUGUCAGUAGAACUGAAGUUUAAAUUCGUCACACCAAAAACAUGUCUUGGUGUUAUAUUUCAACAAACCUGUAAGAAAGCGACAGUUUCUUCAUUCAGUCUGUGCUCCAAGAUGACGCUGGCAGUUGACUGCUGAAAUAGAGGACACGUCGGAUAUAGUUAGCUACAGUCUUUUUCAAACAAGGCCUGAAACCGUAACGAAAAGCGAAAGCCAGGUAACUUUUUCGAGACAAUAACUCCACUGAUCUAACAGUAACACUAAAUAAGUGCUUUAUCACUCAGAAGAGCACGUGUCCUCAAAAUGAGAGGUUCGUACGGAGACAGAGACAGAGACCGUGGCCGCGACAGAGGCAGCCCUCGUUUCGGGUCCAGCAGAAGUGGCCCACCAACAGGUAAAAAGUUCGGGAAUCCCGGGGACCGUUUACGAAAGAAGAGGUGGGACCUCGAUGAGCUUCCAAAAUUUGAGAAGAACUUCUAUAGUGAACACCCUGAAGUCCAGCGAAUGAGCCAGUAUGAUUUUGAGGAGUAUCGCAGGAAGAAAGAAAUCACUGUUCGAGGUUCAGGCUGCCCAAAGCCUGUCACCAACUUCCAUCAGGCACAGUUUCCCCAAUAUGUAAUGGAUGUGCUGAUGCAGCAGAACUUCAAGGAGCCCACAGCCAUUCAGGCACAAGGUUUCCCCCUGGCCCUCAGCGGGAGAGACAUGGUGGGCAUUGCACAGACUGGCUCUGGGAAGACCUUAUCGUAUCUCCUUCCAGCAAUCGUGCAUAUCAACCAUCAGCCCUACUUGGAGCGUGGAGAUGGACCCAUUUGCUUGGUUCUGGCGCCCACAAGAGAAUUGGCGCAGCAGGUCCAGCAGGUGGCAUAUGACUAUGGAAAGUCAUCCCGCAUCAAAAGCACUUGUGUGUACGGGGGUGCUCCCAAGGGACCCCAAAUCCGGGACCUGGAGAGAGGUGUUGAGAUCUGCAUUGCCACGCCGGGUCGUUUGAUUGACUUCCUUGAGGCUGGAAAGACCAACCUGCGACGCUGCACAUACCUAGUUCUAGACGAAGCUGACCGCAUGCUGGACAUGGGCUUUGAACCACAGAUUCGCAAAAUUGUGGACCAGAUUAGGCCUGACAGACAGACCCUGAUGUGGAGUGCCACUUGGCCCAAAGAGGUUCGUCAGCUGGCAGAGGACUUCCUGAAGGACUAUGUCCAAAUCAAUGUUGGAGCGCUGGAACUCAGUGCCAACCACAACAUCCUUCAGAUAGUUGAUGUCUGUAUGGAGAGUGAGAAGGACCACAAGUUGAUCCAGCUGAUGGAGGAGAUUAUGGCUGAGAAAGAGAACAAGACCAUCAUCUUUGUGGAGACCAAGAAACGAUGUGACGACCUCACACGCAGAAUGAGACGUGAUGGGUGGCCAGCCAUGUGUAUUCAUGGUGACAAGAGCCAGCCAGAAAGAGACUGGGUGUUGUCAGAGUUCCGUAGCGGCAAAGCUCCCAUCCUCAUUGCUACUGACGUUGCUUCCCGUGGUUUAGAUGUGGAGGAUGUCAAGUUUGUCAUCAAUUAUGACUAUCCCAAUUCAUCGGAGGACUACAUCCAUCGCAUCGGCCGUACGGCCCGCAGCACCAACAAAGGCACUGCCUACACCUUCUUCACCCCAGGUAACCUCCGCCAGGCCCGCGAGCUGAUCCGGGUGCUGGAGGAGGCCCGACAGGCCAUCAAUCCCAAACUGCUGCAGCUGGUUGACAAUGGUCGUGGAGGAGGUGGAGGAGGUGGCCGUCCCCGUUUCCGUGGCAGCUCCAAUUCUAACAAUCCCAACCUGAUGUACCAGGACGAGUGUGAUCGGCGAAUGCGUUCUGUGGGUGGGGGCGGGAGCUCCAAGGACAGCCGCGGCAGCAGCAACUACAGUCGUGAUAGCCGAGAUAGCCGCGGCGGAAGCAGCCGGGAUGGGGACCGCUCCUCCUCCUCUUCCUCCUCAUACAGAGAUCGCAGUAGCAGGGAUGGAGGACGCAGCUAUGGCUCUGGCUCCAACUCGUAUGACCAGUACCAGAAUAACAGCAGCAGCAGCGGCCAGUACAGCAGCUCCAGAGGCGCCUCUGGUUCAGGGGGCAGUGGAGUGGGGCAGGUCCCACCUCCAUCGUCGGUCCCCCAGCCUCUGAUGGCCCAGCAGUUCAACCCUCCCCAGCCCAUGAUGGGCCUGAUGGGGCACUCAGCAUUCCAGUUUGGUCCUCCACCACCGCCUCCUCCCUCAGGGAGAAAGUAAAGUAAUCUGUGCACCACAGUCACACACGACACAAAACACACUACACCCAUUCACACAGACAGUUUCAAAAUCAGUCAGAAAUGUCUUGAUUGCAAGGAUUUAGUCCUGGGCAUUUGUCCACCGUAACAUCACCAUUCCAGUUAAGAACUUGUUUGGGUUGCAACGAAUCAGUGCACUGUGCUUUGAAAUUCCUUCUUCAGCAUCAACAUGGUUUUGUAACAUUUAGACUGGUUCCCAGAUUGUUUAUUAAAUUGUCAACCCUU